Molecule: messenger RNA, 630 nt
Organism: Striga asiatica
Lineage: Eukaryota; Viridiplantae; Streptophyta; Magnoliopsida; Lamiales; Orobanchaceae
Source: the annotation of a GenBank genome assembly
AUGAACCUAGGGGUUACUUCACCACAACAACAGGAAGCAAAUGCAAUUGCAAAUGCCAAUAUCCCUAUCAGGAGGGAGAAGUUAAACGUUACCAAGAAAAACACAGAUGCAGUUGGAAAAUCUUGUCAUGCACCACAACAACAACAGGAGGUUCAUGCAAAUGCCAAUAUUUUACCACCCAGAGCAGAUGAUUUGAUGAAUAGUGUCAUCUCAGAUGAGGAGUUGAUGGCAACAAUUGAUAACUAUACUGAGAUGGACUUCUAUGAACAUGAGCAGCCUCAGCCACAAGUUAACAAACAAAGCAAAAGAGAUCAGGAAUUGAUGGCAGCAGUUGAAAGCCAGGUUGACAGCAACAUAUAUCAGUAUGUGCAGCCUCACGAGCCAGGUCCUUCUCCAUUUGAGCAACUGAAAAUGUCCUCAAACCAGCCACCUGUGACUAACCCUCUGCAGACUAGGAUCAAUAUCAGAGCACCCCCACCAAUCACAGGAGGAUAUAACAGACCAUUAUUCAGUACCAUGCCCAACAGCUCGAAGUCAAUUGUGGUGGAAUGUGGGAAAAAGUUCAUGAACCUCUCUCAGGAAAGCCAAACAGGAGUGCAAAUGAAGAAAGGAAAGGGGAAAAAGAAGUGA